CCUCCUCACUUACAAACGUUGCCAAGAUGAAGUUCGCACACAAGUCAUACCUGAAGCCAUUGCUCCAUGCUGCCAAAUACCCGACCACGGCUGUUAAUGGUGUUUUCUUGGCUGACAAGGGCUCGGACACCGUUGUGGAUGCGAUCCCUUUCUUUCAUUUCUGGAACACACUGACACCCAUGCUCGAGGUCGCCAUGACCCAGGUUGAUUUGCACUGCAAGGCGAACGGACUGAGGAUAGUCGGAUACUAUGAGGCCAACGAGAGGCUCGAGGACGAGGCAUUAUCACUGGUUGGCCAGAAGAUCGCGUCCCAGAUCCUCCAAGUUAUCCCGGAUGCGUUUGCUGUCGUGAUCAAGAACGGAAACAUUUCGACAGAAGAUAUCGCUUUCUUGCCAUACCAAUUCAAGGAGGGUCAAUGGCGUGCGAACAAAUCAGGAUUCACCACAAAGGGCGAUGCCUUUACACUGGAGGAUCCCUCGAGCCCUUCAUUGGCAGCCAAGGCAAUCCGUGAAGGUCUCUACAGCAAACUGGCGGAUUUCGAUAACCAUUUGGAGAACAUCAAGGAGGACUGGCUGACGAACAAGGAGAUCGUAUAAUGGAGGGGCAAUUGUAUGAAAAGAUUGUAGAACGACAAAUACAAUGUAUUCGAUAUAAAUAAAAACGGCAAUAGCCACUUGUCAUUGAGAG
Gamsiella multidivaricata is the source of this 687-nucleotide messenger RNA. RefSeq lists its product as uncharacterized. Bases 27 to 596 code for a protein of 189 amino acids. Gene Ontology annotation, cellular component: EMC complex. The transcript has 4 exons. The record is from RefSeq and is a predicted model, not a curated record. NCBI's taxonomy places the organism in Eukaryota, Fungi, Mortierellomycota, Mortierellomycetes, Mortierellales, Mortierellaceae.